This is a messenger RNA of Heterobasidion irregulare TC 32-1, 1224 nucleotides long. RefSeq lists its product as uncharacterized. The transcript is spliced from 9 exons. Lineage: Eukaryota; Fungi; Basidiomycota; Agaricomycetes; Russulales; Bondarzewiaceae. Bases 1 to 1224 code for a protein of 407 amino acids. Gene Ontology annotation, cellular component: nucleus. The record is from RefSeq and is a predicted model, not a curated record.
AUGUCAGUCCCAAAUAUCGAGGAGAUUUGCAAGUGUGCACACGACAUAGUUAUCAAGGCGCGCAAGGCGCGGACCCUCAGCGCACUCACCCCUCGCUUGAUCCGAGAAAGCGUGGAAAAGAGCCUCUCUUUAGAACCCGGAGCUCUUGAUGAGAAGCGGUACAAGAAAGCGCUGAAGGGAGCGAUCGAGGAUGCCAAGUCUGAGGACCUCCCAGAGCAGGACACGGAAUCUGACCAAGGAAGCACCCCGGACAAAAAGCGCGCUCGCAAGGCGACAGAGGAAGACAAGGAGGCAAAGCGCACGCCUUCCUCGAAGAAAAGCAUGAAAGACCGGGAGUCAUCACCGAAGAAGGCGUUCAAGUCAAAGGAAAUCAUAGAAGAUUCUGAUGACAACGAAGAUCCUGCGCCUCCGUCCCCAAAGAAGCCGAGGAAGGGGCGAAAAAGGUCAGUAUCUCACUUGUUCUUCAAUCUGAUCCCGGCUGAGUAUCAUCUACAGAACGACGCGGACGACAAGCCGCCCAAAACGCAGACCGCCAAGUCUCGUAAACAGCCAGUCGUGGACGAAGAUGCUGAGGCGGGACCAUCAAAGACAGAUCCAACCUCCUCCGUACCCUCAUCUUCAACUCGUGUGGCAGCCAAUGACCCCGACGAUUCUGACAAAGCCGACCAGGCGAGUUCCCGCACCAAGAGCGAAUCCGAGCUGUCUGUCCUGAUCGACGAUUCUCCAAAACCCCGGAGUCGCAAGAGAAAGAGCGUGACAAAGAAACCCAAACAGAAGCGGAGCAAGACCUCCUCACAGACCCUAAGCAAAGACGAGCAGGCGGUCGCUCGACUCAAGUCGAUCGUCGUCGCCUGCGGGGCACGCAAAAUCUGGUCCAAGGAGUUCUCCGGCCUCGACAAGCCCUCGCAGCAGGUCGCCCGCCUGCGCUCCAUCCUCUCCGACCUCGGCAUGAUCGGCCGCCCGAGCCUGGAGCAAGCCAAAGCGAUCAAAGAAAAGCGCGAACUCGCGAAGGAGCUCGCGGACGUGCAGCAGUUCGGGCAGGCCGUCGCGGCCGGCAAGCCGUUCCAAACGCGAUUUGGGAGGUCGCGCGCGAAGGCGGAGGACGACGAAGAAGCGAAGGAGAAGCAGACAGAGGAAGAGUCCGAAGCAGAGGUGCCUACGAAGAACGCCGCACGGAGAAGCAUCAUGGCUUUCCUGGGAGACCAAAGCGACGACGACGACUGA